GGCGGUAUUCAAAUAAACGGCGGGGCCGACGGUUGUGGGAACCUGUGUCGCCUUCCGCUGCCAUGCCGGGCACCGGGCGCUGAGGGACCCUUGGGCCCGGUGGGAGGAAUGGAGAAUCGGGAUGUGCCUCCAGGCCCUUAUCGGGCCACCAAGCUGUGGAAUGAAAUUACCACAUCUUUUCGAGUGGGAAUGCCCCUAAGAAAACAUAGGCAACACUUCAAAAAAUAUGGCAACUGUUUUACAGCAGGAGAAGCAGUGGACUGGCUUUAUGACCUAUUAAGAACUAAUAGCAAUUUUGGUCCUGAAGUUACAAGGCAACAGACUAUCCAGCUAUUGAGAAAAUUUCUUAAGAAUCAUGUAAUUGAAGAUAUCAAAGGCAAAUGGGGGACAGAAAAUCUUGAUGACAACAGUCAGCUAUUCAGAUUUCCUACAAGUUCUCCACUUAAAACUCUUCCACGAAGACAUCCAGAAUUGAGAAAAAACAGCAUAGAGAAUUUUUCCAAAGAUAAAGAUAGUAUUUUUAAAUUGCGAGACUUAUCUCGAAGAACUCCUAAAAAACAUGGACUACAUUUCUGUCAGGAAAAUGCAGAGAAAAUGAACUGUGAAAUAAUCGAUGAAGAUCAAGAAAAUUUAGCUGAUAACAGAGAAAUAAGCCAGAAAGAUGUUGAAGAAGUUUGGAGAUAUGUUAUUCUGAUCUACCUGCAAACCAUUCUAGGUGUAUCCUCCCUAGAAGAAGUCAUAAAUCCCAAACAAGUUAUUCCUCAGUAUAUAAUGUACAACAUGACCAAUACAAGUAAACAUGGAGUAGUUAUACUGCAAGACAAAUCAGAUGAUCUUCCUCACUGGGUACUAUCUGCCAUGAAGUGCCUAGCAAAUUGGCCAAGAAGUAAUGACAUGAAUAAUCCAACUUAUAUUGGAUUUGAGCGAGAUGUAUUCAGAACAAUUGCAGAUUAUUUUCUAGAUCUCCCUGAACCUCUACUUACCUUUGAAUAUUAUGAAUUAUUUGUGAACAUUUUGGUUGUUUGUGGCUACGUCACAGUUUCAGAUAGACCCAGUGGGAUACAUAAAAUCCAAGAUGAUCCACAGUCUUCAAAAAUUCUUCAUUUAAACAAUCUGAAUUCCUUCAAAUCAACUGAGUGUCUUCUUCUCAGUCUUCUUCAUAAAGACAAAACAAAAGAAGAAUCAGAUACUACUGAGAGACUGCAGAUAAGUGAUCAAGGAUUUCAAGAAAAAUAUGCUAAGAAAAUGCAGCUAGUUCAUUUAAAAAACAGAAGAGCCAGUGCUAAUGACAUAAUGGGAGGAAGUUGUCAUAAUUUAGUAGGCUUACGUAGAAUGCAUGUUCUAUCCUCUAACAUCAAACCAAGGUGCUAUUCAUUAGAAGGAAUUGUAGAUUUACCAGGGAGUUCAAGUAAAGAGGUCUCCAGUGUCUUCCAUCAAUCUGUUCUGAACAUAGAAGGACAAAAUAAUAAGCAAUCUUUAGAGUCUGAGACCAAACAGGAAUCCCUGAUGAAUCUUCAUUCAGAGGAAAGUAUUCAAAAGCCAUUCUCUGUUGGUUAUAAGAGAACCUCCACUUUGACCAUUCAAGACCAAGAGGAGUUAUAUAAUGGAAAGUGCAAACCAAAACAGCUUUGUAGAUCUCAGAGUUUACUUUUAAGAAGUAGUACAAGAAGGAAUAGUUAUAUUAAUAUGCCAGUGGCUGAAAUUAUCAUGAAACCAAAUCUUGGACAAGGCAGCACCAGUGUGCAAACAGCUAUGGAAGGUGAACUCGGAGAGUCUAGUACCACAAUCAAUAAAAGACUCUGCAAAAGCACAAUAGAACUUUCAGAAAACUCUUUACCUCCAGCUUCUUCUAUGUUGACUGGCACACAAAGUUUGCUGCAACCUCAUUUAGAGAGGGUUGCCAUCGAUGCACUGCAGUUAUGUUGUUUGUUACUUCCCCCACCAAAUCGUAGAAAGCUUCAACUUUUAAUGCGCAUGAUUUCUCGAAUGAGUCAAAAUGUUGAUAUGCCCCAACUUCAUGAUGCAAUGGGUACAAGAUCACUGAUGAUACACACUUUUUCUCGGAGUGUAUUACGCUGUGCUGAAGAAGUAGAUCUUGAUGAGCUUCUUGCUGCAAGAUUAGUAUCUUUCUUGAUGGAUCAUCAACAGGAAAUUCUUCAAGUGCCUUCUUACCUACAGGCUGCAGUAGAGAAACAUCUUGACUACUUAAGAAAGGGCCAUAUUAAAAAUCCUGGAGAUGGAGUGAUUGCUCCUUUGCCAACGUAUUCAUACUGUAAGCAGAUCAGUGCUCAGGAGUUUGAUGAACAGAAAGUUUCUACCUCUCAAGCUGCAAUUGCAGAACUUUUAGAGAAUAUUAUUAAAAAUAAGAGUUUGCCUCUAAAGGAGAAAAGGAGAAAACUAAAACAGUUUCAGAAGGAAUAUCCCUUAAUAUAUCAGAAAAGAUUUCCAACCUCUGAAAGUGAAGCAGCACUUUUCAGUGACAAACCUACAAUCAAGCAACCAAUGCUAUUUUUAAGAAAACCAAAGUUUCGUAGUUUAAGAUACUAAUUGAAUUGAAAAUUAUGUAAUACUUCUAGAACUUUGGUAAGUGAAGCCAUAUGUAAGAAUUCAGGUACUAAAAAGGAAGUCUAUUUAUUAAUAAGGUUUUUUUUUUCCAUUUAUUUUUAUUAGUUGGAGGCUAAUUACUUUACAAUAUUGUAGUGGUUUUUGCCAUACAUUGACAUGAAUCAGCCAUGGAUUUACAUGUAUUCCCCAUCCCGAUCCCCCCUCCCACCUCCCUCUAGGUUUUUUUUUUUCAAUAAAACAUUAUAUAAGGAGGUGCCAAAUAGUUUUUAUCAAUGUGAAGCUGCUAAGAAACUAGUAGAUCUUAACUGAGAGCAAAUAACAAUAGGUGAUGCCAGGUAUUUUAACCAGAAAUGAUCUUUUGUUUUUUAUACAACUAUCUGGAAAAGUUAUCAUGAUGUGUGCUAAAACUGUAUUUACUUGAAUUUUGAAAACUGACAUUUGCUCAUCAAGAUUAAGCUGUAAUUCUGUUUAAAAAAAAAAACUUAUCUGCACAUGCUUAUGGAUGUUACUUAAAGAAAACUAGUUGUUUUGGUUGUUUAUAAUUACUUUUGUUUCUAAGUGCAAGAAUGUGAAGAAUAUUUGGAAACUUGAUGAAUUAAUUUUCAUCUACUAAAUAUUGCACUCUUAUCUAUUCUUUUUCUACUUUUUAUCUAUUUAUAUAUCUAUGUGUUUUUAAAAUAUGUAUAUAUAAGACUUGGAUUUGCCUUUAAUGUUUACCACAACUGCUUCAGUCAUUCAUUUUUUUCCAGUAAAUAUCUUUUGCAUUCUAAUUGUCAUGAAUCUAUAAGAAGGUAAAGAUAUGAAAGAAGUAGAAAGCAAUCAUAUGUUCAUUUAAAAGAUAUUUACUUAGCAACUUCUUUGUGCCUUUCAUUUUUCAAGAUGUGGGAAGAAAAUGAUGAAUAAAACAGAAAACCUCUUCCCCUAAAAUAUUUUCUAAUCAAGGAAAAUAUACCUAUUAUAUACUUAAAAUAACAGUACACCCCCUGAAAUCAAGUCAUGAGGAUUCAUUCCUACUGAAAACUAGCCUUUUUAAUGAUGAAACAGUUCUUUAAGCUAGUGUUUUUUAAAUUGGCGCAUAUUAGAAGCACCAGGAGAGUUUUAAAAAAUGCUCAGGUCCUACCUUAUAUUGAUUAAAUCAAAAUUUUAACGGAUAGUAUAUAGGCCUCUAUAUUUUUUAAACUCUCCAGGUGAAUCCAAUAUUCAGCCAACUUUGAGAAUCAGUGCCCUAAAUACUUUGUAUAAAUAAAAUGUCAAACUGGUAUCACAUUGGCUUUAUUAUUUCAUGGAAGAAAAUCCCAAGUGUAAGUUCCUGUCAUCUUGAUAGAAGGUUCUCCAAAUUUCUGCUUGACUGUCAGUACAAACUUGAAGCAAUUUUUUUUCCAAAUUUUUCUGAAGAUUAUUUGAUAUCUAUUUGGUAAGUGUAAAGAUAUAUAUACUGACUGGGAUGUAAUAGACAUCUAUUGUUCAAUGGUGGUUUUGAUUUCUCAGUGUAAUGUCAUACAGUAAAAUGAUAAUGUUCCAUUUGAGAUUAAUAUUUUUAUUAAAAAUAGGAACAGAAAAUAACAUAUCUUUUACCCAGAAACCUUAGCUAAAAAUAUUGAACCAAAUUAGAAUUCUUCCCAAGGUGUUUGUAGACUCAAAAUUUUCUUGUUUAAAGGUGUGUACUAGUGUGAAUUAUGUUGUGUAUUGUGAUUAAAAACUACUGUGGGUUUUGUAACAA
Dama dama (fallow deer) is the source of this 4285-nucleotide messenger RNA. RefSeq names its product DEP domain containing 1 (gene DEPDC1). The record is from RefSeq and is a predicted model, not a curated record. Lineage: Eukaryota; Metazoa; Chordata; Mammalia; Artiodactyla; Cervidae. Gene Ontology annotation, biological process: intracellular signal transduction. Gene Ontology annotation, cellular component: transcription repressor complex; nucleus. Bases 109 to 2547 code for a protein of 812 amino acids. The transcript has 12 exons.